Messenger RNA from Cornus florida, 1946 nucleotides. Its product is annotated as peroxisome biogenesis factor 10. Gene Ontology annotation, cellular component: peroxisomal membrane. Gene Ontology annotation, molecular function: zinc ion binding. Gene Ontology annotation, biological process: protein import into peroxisome matrix. NCBI's taxonomy places the organism in Eukaryota, Viridiplantae, Streptophyta, Magnoliopsida, Cornales, Cornaceae. The transcript has 11 exons. Bases 455 to 1666 code for a protein of 403 amino acids. The record is from RefSeq and is a predicted model, not a curated record.
CCAUGAGACCCAACAACUCUGCUAACAAAUAUCCUGAGGUAGCGGACUAAACAUUAGCCGUUACCAAAGGAUAGACCAUCUGUUCCGGUGAGCAAGCCCUAACGGCGAUCGCGACCAUUGGUCGGUGAUUUCAGUCCGGCGGUGUUUGAGGCGGCUGGCAGUGCGAGGGAGAGAGACUCUACUCUGAAAGGAUUCUAUUGGAAGCAUCACUCUUUCGCAGAAACCCUGUUUUGAGAAUUGCAGAGAUGGUGCUGUUGAUUCUGGCUAGAAGCUGCCUCUGUGACGAGAUCUUGCUUUGAAAGAUGCGGUUGUUUCUUUCUUCCCACGUAUGAUAUACCAUUUCCGAGAAUUUAAGCUUACUUAGUUAGUCCUCAAGUACCUCAUACUCCUCGCCUGAGAGAUUCUAGAGAGAGAAAAAGGUUGGAGAGAGAGGAAGAAAAAUCUUGAAGAAGCCAUGGGGAUGGGAUGGAAGGAUUCCUCAGCUUCAGGUGAUGCCAACAGGGAAGAGGUGGGACCCAGUGCCACCGCAACCACCGCCCAGUCCGGCGGCAUACGAAGGUUCCCGCUGGCGGCGCAGCCAGAGAUAAUGAGAGCAGCGGAGAAGGAUGACCAGUACGCCUCCUUCGUCUACGAAGCUUGUCGCGACGCCUUUCGCCACCUCUUGGGCACGAGAGUUGCUGUAGCUUAUCAGAGUGAGACAAAACUUUUGGGGCAAAUGCUUUAUUAUGUUCUGACAACAGGUACGGGGCAGCAAACCUUAGGAGAAGAAUAUUGCGACAUCACUCAGGUUGCUGGACCACAUGGACUUCCCCCAACACCAGCAAGGCGUGCUCUAUUUAUCGUCUACCAGUCUGCAGUUCCGUAUAUUGCAGAAAGAAUCAGCUCUAGAGUUGCUUCCCGUGGCAUAGUCCUUGCUGAUUCACUGUCUGGUGAUCUGUAUGACAACAACUCUCCAGGGAGCAGUCAAGUUCAAUCAUCUGCAGUCACUGAAAUGCCAUCUUCAUCUGCAUCAGCAGCAUCUGUCUCACUUCUUUCAAGAUUGAAAGAGAAAAUUAGUCGGUUAUGGUUAUCUGCUGUUCAAAGAUGGCCCUCGGUGCUUCCCUUAGCUCGUGAGUUUGUGCAGUUGGUUCUUCGCACCAACCUCAUGUUCUUUUACUUUGAAGGACUAUAUUAUCAUAUAUCAAAACGAUCAGCUGGCAUUCGCUAUGUGUUCAUUGGAAAACCAAUGAACCAAAGACCUAGAUACCAAAUAUUGGGUGUAUUCCUUUUAAUUCAGCUAUGUAUUAUUGUUGCUGAAGGGCUACGACGUAGUAAUUUAUCUUCUAUUGCAAGUUCAGUACAUCAAACAUCCCUGGGGGCCCACCAAACUUCAGCAGGGCGAGGUUUACCUGUUUUAAAUGAAGAAGGCAAUUUGAUUACUGGGGACUCAGAGAAGGGAAGUUGGAUAUCUGAUAACACGUCAACUUCAGAGUCUCAAGUGGCAAGUGGGGUCAGCAAAUGCACACUUUGUCUUAGUAAUCGCCAACACCCAACAGCCACACCGUGUGGUCACGUGUUCUGCUGGAACUGCAUUAUGGAAUGGUGCAAUGAAAAGCCUGAAUGUCCUCUUUGCCGUUCUCCUGUAACUCAUUCAAGUUUAGUUUGUUUAUAUCAUUCAGAUUUCUAAUACUUGAUUAUGGUGGACUUCAGUCUAUAAUACAGAAAGGAAGAUAAAUGAAUUGGAUAGAUGCGAGUUUCCCCGUUUUAACUAAAUGUGCGUGGUGUUUUGAGGCAAUUACCUUUUUUGUUUCUGAAUUAAAGAGGUGAAGAGAGAGGAAUAUGAUCCUCUGCGUGGUGACAAUAAUUGUAAGGGUGGAUUUUUUUUUAUUUUUUUAUUUUUUUUAUUUUCCUUGAGUUCUUUACAUCACGGUGAAAAUUUUAACAGAAAUUUUCUCCUAUUUCCUUUU